Messenger RNA from Hermetia illucens (black soldier fly), 5499 nucleotides. RefSeq names its product carboxypeptidase D (gene svr). The transcript has 15 exons. Gene Ontology annotation, molecular function: metallocarboxypeptidase activity; zinc ion binding. The record is from RefSeq and is a predicted model, not a curated record. Bases 764 to 5011 code for a protein of 1415 amino acids. NCBI's taxonomy places the organism in Eukaryota, Metazoa, Arthropoda, Insecta, Diptera, Stratiomyidae. Gene Ontology annotation, biological process: proteolysis.
UCGCCAUGAAUGACAUUCUCGUCCGUACACAAGAAACGUCAUUCUCUGCUCAUUGAUGCAUAUUCGUGUGUUGUGUCAAAUGUCGUGUCGUCGUGUUCUAGAUGACAAGAAGAAUUGUUAGGUUUUUGGUUAUUCCGUGAGUUCGCGAACGGGAGGAUCGCUUUCUCGAGAGUUUCCUGUUAUUCCGCGUUUCCGCGCCGCGUAGUUUCCAGUGCAUUUCGUCAAAUAAGCCGCGAGUGUUGUUUGUGAGUCAUUUCGAGUCCGCAGUGUUCCGAUUCGCCGAAAAUCGAUCGAAAACAUAACCAGAAAAACCAGUCAGUCUUUUGUUUUCUCUUGCGCUGCUCCUGCGAGCGAAAGUACGUCACGGAAUCCACAAAUCCUGCGAGCGGCGGGGCCGUUUGUUUUCUUUUCAUGCUCGUGACGUAAAGACAACUUCUUGGAGUCGUCGUGGCUUCUUGAAUCGUUCAUGCGCCCACGGGGUAUUUCCCCCACUUUGCCGCCCCUUUCGCAUAUGUACUAUUGAUAGAACCAUUGAGUUUCUGGUCGUGAAAGCGAAAAAAAGGAGCCUGAACCUGAUUUACGAGUGUCCGUCUUCGGAGCCGUUUGAUUCGUCGUCGCGAGUGAAAGAAGUCUUCGUCGCGGACUUCUGUGUGCCGAGGAAGCGGAGCGAUAAGUGCGCGCGGGUCCCCAAGCAGAAAGUGCCCGCUAGCUACUGCCGCCGAAUAAAAAGCAAAGCGAGCAUACCAGCGCCUGCAUUAGAACAAUGAAGUCACCGCUGGCGGUUCUGUGGUUGACGGUGCUGGUCGCGAUCCUCGCGUGGUCCCCAUCGCGGACAACGGUCACCGGAAAGACCAUCGUUAAGGAGGAUGAAUCCUUUAUCGAGAACGCGCACUACCAUACGCACGGCGAAAUAGAGGAUCUGUUCGCCCGCCUGCAGAAGGACUUCCCGAUGCACGCCAAGGUGCACCUAGUAGGAAAGUCGCGUGAAGGACGCAGUCUGAUCGCCCUGCAAAUCAGCCGCGAUGUGAGACAGAGGAAUCUGCUGACCCCCAUGUUCAAGUAUGUGGGGAACAUGCACGGGGACGAGUCGGUCGGCCGCGAGCUUCUCGUACAACUGGCCCUGUACCUGCUGUUCAACUACGACAGGGUUCCGGAGGUCACGGGCCUCGUCAACACCACGGAUAUCUACUUGAUGCCUACCAUGAACCCAGACGGAUUCGCCCGGUCCGAGGAGGGACGAUGUGAAUCGCUUCCAUCAUAUGUUGGACGUUCAAAUGCAGCUGGUAUCGAUUUGAAUCGUGAUUUCCCCGAUCGAUUAGAUAACAAAGUUGAAACUCAAUUGAAAAUCCGUCAACCAGAAACAUUAGCAAUAAUGCAAUGGGUUGUUAAUAAUCCAUUCGUUCUAUCAGCUAAUUUCCACGGUGGAGCUGUCGUUGCAAGUUAUCCUUUCGAUAAUUCAAUCUAUCACCAUGAAUGCUGCGAGGACAGUCCAACACCAGACGAUAAAGUUUUCCGUCACUUGGCCCGUACAUAUGCUCAACAUCAUCCAAUCAUGAAGGAUGGUCGUGAUUGCAAUGAAACAUUCGCUGAUGGUAUUGUUAAUGGUGCAUACUGGUAUGAAUUAAGUGGUGGAAUGCAAGAUUUCAACUACGUCUUCUCAAAUUGCUUCGAAUUGACUUUGGAGUUGUCAUGCUGUAAAUUCCCUCCAGCUAGUGAAUUGCCUAAUGAAUGGAGGAAGAACAAGAGAAGUAUGUUGGAAUACUUGAAACAGACCCAUAUUGGUGUUAAGGGUUUGGUUCAAGAUGUCAAUGGAUAUCCAAUCCGUGGAGCAGAAGUUUUGGUACAAGGCUUGGAACAGAAGCCAAUCAGAACUACUGAAAGAGGAGAAUAUUGGAGGCUGUUGGAACCAGGCACCUACAAUGUCCAGGUCAUCGCUUUCGGUUUCAAUCCCAGUGAAGUGAAACAAGUUACAGUUGUCGGUUCAGAACCAACACGUCUUGAUUUCAGCUUGCGUCCAGUUUCAUCGAAUAAUGACGGCCCAUAUAAACAUGUGAGAGUCGAACGAGCUAAGCCAGACGAAAAUGGAUUUUUAACACCGACGAAAUUCGAGCACCAUAAUUUUGAUAAAAUGGAAAAGUUCAUUUUUGAUCUUGCCGAAUCGUACCCCUCUAUUACGGACCUAUACUCAAUAGGCAAAAGUGUUCAAGAUCGCGAUUUGUGGGUAAUGGAGAUCACCAAAACACCAGGUCAACAUAUACCCGGCAUUCCAGAAUUUAAAUAUGUGGCAAAUAUGCAUGGCAACGAAGUAGUUGGCCGUGAAAUGUUACUUUACCUAGCAAAAUACCUUUGUGAACAUUAUAUGAUAGAUGAACGGAUUACAACUCUAAUCAACACAACGCGAAUGCACUUUUUAUUCAGCAUGAAUCCGGAUGGCUAUGAAAAAUCAAGAGAGGGUGAUAAGUCUUCCGUGACUGGACGAUCCAAUGCUAACAAUGUCGACCUCAACCGAAACUUCCCAGAUCAGUAUGGAGUUAAUAAGUGGAAUGAAAAACAGGAGCCAGAAGUAAAAGCUGUUAUGAACUGGACAUUAUCGAUUCCAUUCGUUUUAUCAGCCAACCUACAUGGUGGCUCGUUGGUGGCAAAUUAUCCAUUUGAUGAUUCUGCAAAGGAUUUCAUGCCAGGAAAUGAUCGAAGAACUUUGUACAAUCCAACAGAUGAUAAUAAAAUUUUCCAAUACUUGGCACGCCUCUAUUCAACUGCUCAUACAACGAUGCACUUAGCAAAACCUUGUCCACUAUUUAUAAAAGAACAUUUCAAAGAAGGGAUUACAAAUGGUGCACAAUGGUACAGUGUUACGGGUGGUAUGCAGGACUGGAACUACGUAAAAGCGGGAGUGUUUGAACUAACCUUAGAACUUGGUUGCGAGAAAUUUCCGGUAGCUGCAAAAUUACCAGAAUUUUGGAAGCAGAAUCGAGAAGCUUUAAUUAAGUACAUCGAGCAAGUUCAUCGCGGAGCAUAUGGAUUCAUAAAGAGUUCUAUUGGGAAUCCUGUGAGCCACGCUAUGAUUGCAAUUGAUGGUAUUAACCAUGUAAGUUACAGUUCAGAGCAAGGAGACUAUUGGAAAUUGUUGUUGCCUGGAAAAUAUAAUCUCACUGUAGUUGCAAGAGGGUUUGAGCCAAAUCGUCAAGAAAUCACUAUACCUGAUGACCCGAACAGCACUUUGCGCCUAGAUAUCAGCUUGAUGAGAGACGAUCCUCAGCAUUGGUCUUCGGCACAUGAUUUUCGAAUUUUGAAGCAUGUUCUGAAGACAGUUUACAAUGAAAAUGAAAAAAUAAAUAGUGAAAUGGCAGAAUUAGCCCAUGAUCAUUUCGAAAUUGCAGCUUACAACUAUAGAGAUGCGGACUAUCAAGUGGAAUAUCCUUCCUUGAAAAUAACAUCAAACCUUGGUUCUCCUGAAGAGACUAAACUACAUAUACUAGUAUUGAGCUCGGUGUUCACUUCAUCCCCCUUGGGCCGUGAAAUGACAAUGAAUUUAGCACGGCACCUAUUAGAAGGAUAUAAAAUACAGGAGCCCCCAAUUAUGCGGCUACUAAAUAGUACUGUUUUUCAUUUCCUGCCUAUUCUCCAAGGGUUUGAUGAAGUCAUGGGACAAUAUGAGAAAAACGAGGCAAUAUGUGAUCCAGUUAUAAGUGAUGAUUUGGCCGAUCAUAUUCUGAGUCCUGAGAGCAGCAACCGUCGAGACUUACUUUUCAAAUUGUUCGAAAGUGAAAAGUUCGAUGCGAUGUUGACUUUCUCCGCUGGAAUGGGAAAUGAAGUGAGCCACCCCAAAGUACGUGAUCUUAACAAAAUUUAUGAACGGUUUACUGAGCAAAUACUACACACGGAAUUCCGUACAAUUUCCCCGAUUUGCUCAUCAAAUCCUGGCCGUUUAAAUCAGAAGAAUUUACUAGAAAGGAUUACAAAUCUGCUCCAAAACUUCUGCCACAUUCCAAUGUACACUUUGGACGUCUCAUGCUGUCGUAUGCCAGAAGAAAAGAUGAUUGCAGAUGUCUGGAAAAGUAACAUCGACAAAUUCCUAAAUUUCUUUCAUCUUGCUGAAACAGGAGUUGAAGGCUUCAUAAGAAACGACCAGGGCGAACCUUUGAGAAAUGCUUAUUUCCAAAUAACUGGCAAUCCACUCGUUUUUAAUGUUACUAAGAAUUUAGCACAUUUCCGCUUAAUGCUACCAUAUGGACGUUACGAACUAGUGUUCCACUGUCACGGUUAUCAAGAAAAACGAGUUCACUUUGUAGUAACUGAAGGAAUCGUAACAAAUUUGGGGCAAAUUACCGUUGUAAAUGGAACUGACGAUGAUGUCUUGAAAAAUCGUGGGGAUCAAGCGGAGAACAUGUUUAUUUAUGGCGAAGAAACUGCAAAUACUUCGAUCACAGGCUAUGUUCUCGAUUGGGCAAAUCAUCCCAUUCACAAUGCUAUAAUUUCCAUUAUAAAGCCCAAACAUCCUCAGACUGCUGUUACUGAUAAUCUAGGAAAGUAUACCUUUACAAAUAUUCCCACAGGCAAUGUGACGGUUAGAGCUGAAGCAAAAGGCCAUUUACCGGCAACGCGAACUGUUAACAUUCCAGCACUUGGCAAAAGUGUAAAAGGGGUCCUAUUCAGAUUGGAAGUGGAUGAAAGUGUUCUUGGACUGCCUAGAUUAGUAUUCAUUAUAUUAGCUGGAAUUAUACUCGUAAUGUUAGUAGUAGGUUGCGCUUUUUGUGUACAAUUGGUUCAAGCAAGAAGCCUACGUGGCGAUAAACCGUACUAUAAUUUCUCAAUGUUGCCGCAACAAGGAAAACUUUUCGCAGAUGAGGACGAAUUAGACGAGGAUGAACUGUUCCGGGCUCCAGUUAAAAAAGGCAUUAAAAAUCAACCAUACUACGAUGAUGAACGUGAACCAAUUGUGGAUACAGAAGACGAUAGUGAAGAUGAAAUUGUGAUGCUCGACAAGAGAAGGGCAGAAUUUUGUGAUUAACUACUACCACAAUUGAGAAUGUAACACUUAUAACAAUUGUGAUUUUGCUUCUUGACUUAUCCAAACGUAAAAAAAAAUUAUUUAUUUACUUGAUCGACGUAAUGUACCACUUGAAAAUCUUAAGAUAAAAUGAGUAGAACCACAGUAAUGACACGAUUAGGAUAGCCAAACUACGUCUUAUUUAGAAAAUGUGAUCAUAUUUUUAUUGUGAUGAAUAUGAGAAAAAACUUAAAGUCAACACAUUCCAUCACAUUUACAUCAUUGCUCUUGUAAAUUUUAAUAAUAGUUUCUUGUAAGGUGCUUUCUAAAAUUUGAAAACUGGGCAAUGUUUUUUUAGAGAAUUACAUGCACGAUAUUAAUAAAGAAUUGCCUUAUUGUGACGCAUCACAACUAGAUUUCGUUAAGUAUAAAGAGAAUUAUAUUUUAAUAUAUUAAAUUGUUAAUAGUCUUAGAUUUUUUCAAUGUUUUGAAUAAACAAUACAAAAAAA